This is a messenger RNA of Caenorhabditis sp. 36 PRJEB53466, 2284 nucleotides long. NCBI's taxonomy places the organism in Eukaryota, Metazoa, Nematoda, Chromadorea, Rhabditida, Rhabditidae. The record is from the annotation of a GenBank genome assembly.
AUGAGUCUCUUACUGGUUCUUCUCGGGCUCGUCGUCGGAUCAACUGCACGUGAUCCGAUCGGACAGAACCUCAUAGUGAUCUUGGCCGACGGAUACGGAUCCUCCCUUCUCAACAACACCAAACCUGAUGCCACUUUCGGUACAUGAAUUACAAAUUUUCAAUACAAAUUUCAUAUGAACAAUGUCUUUCUCAGGAAUCCGCCACCUCGCCACAAAUGGAGUUCAAGUCGACUACGUCACGCCCUCGUUCCCAACCCAUACUUGGCCCCAGUGGAUGAGUCUCUCCACCGGUUUGUUCUUUCCCAUUCUUCAAACAUUUCUAGAAGAUCAUAGCUCCAGCGAUCUUUUACUAAUGACUCUGCCGCUUUUCCACAUGUUUCCGUGUAACCCAUUGCGUGGGAAGCAGCUUUUCAAAAAGCGACAAAAAACGUUGGGAACAGGCGGCCCGCGCCAUGCGAUAACGAGCAGUUUGAAGACGUUUUUUGUUACUUUUCAAACUCUCUGCGGCGAUAAAAUAAUAGGUGGACGGAAGAGAAGGAGAAGACGAAAGACAUUUCUCUCUCUCUCUCCACUCUUUCCCGCUAUCAUCUUUCUCUUUGCUCGAUGGAAGAUAAAUGUGGAACAUGGAAAGAAGACAAGCGAGUGAUAUAUGAAAACAGCGGUUCGGGUGAUAUGCAUAUGCCACUGAUGUGCAACAUGUGUUGUGACAAGACGGCAGUUGCAAAUUGCAUCGAAUUACAAUCGAACACUGCGUUUAACACAGAAAAAUAUACAUGUCUAGUGCGGAACUUGCAGGCCUCUACACCGAGAACCACGGAUUCACCGCCGACUACAUGUGGGACCGAAAAACGAACUUCACAUUCGAACGCGGAACUGGUGAUCAACUUGAGGUCAAUUGUCAUUGUAAAACAAUAAAGUUCAGGACCCAACGACACUGAGGAUGUGUGGUGGAACGACGCGAAAGCUCCGCUCUGGUACACCGCCGGAAAAGCAGGAGUCGAUGUGCACUGCUUCUGGUUCGCCCACUGCCAUGUAUGCAACUGCCGGUUUUCUCCCAAAAUUUAAAUGUUGCCAUUUCAGCGGGUCUUCUACGACAUGGUAGUGCAAGUUCCCGAGAAGCGGUGGGCAAACCUCGACGACCCUCACCAAACCGACAAUCUGAGGGACAUCUUCCCGGAGAUUGCAAACAGAAUCAGUAAAUAUCAGGUUUACAAGCAGCAGAUGUUUCUGAUCCGGUACGCCAACAUCGGAAACGCUCAAAAAGAGCACGGUCCGGAGUCCGAUGAGGUCGAGCAGGAGGUCGCGCGUUUCGACUUGUACAUCAAUGAACUGCAGGUAAGAAUAAAAAAUUUCCCUUUCUUUUUUCUCAUACCAACAUUAUUGCAGCAACUUCUGGAAGAUCGUGGACUUUUCUCUUCCACCAAUCUCGUCGUUCUGUCGGACCAUGGAUACACCCCACUUCAGAAGGAAGAGCAGUUCUUCAUGGAACAGUGUCUCCCAGAUUACUCCCUUGUAACUGCAAAUAACAUUAUUAUGCGCUAAAAAUCGUUUUCAGAUCAAAAAAGUGGUCAACUCCCACUCGAUGAUCAUGGUUUUCACAAAUCCGGAGGACGAGGGCACCGUGAGCUAUUAUUCUUGUUUAUUUCUGAACAUGUACAUCGGUUAUUCAGGUUCACUACGAGUUCAGCGUGUGCGAAGUUUGGUCCCCGAUGGGCGACUAUGACGAGAACGACACUCCAUUUGUGAAGACGUACCGAGUAGGAUUUCAGAAAAUUCAGUUGCAAAUUUAUUGAAUCUCAGAUGUCGGAGCUGCCGGAUGACCUCCACUGGAAGAGCUCGCGCUUCAUGAGUGGCGUUGUUCUGAUUACCAAGCCGGGAACCAGCGUCGUGACGGUAAAGGAACAAGUUCCACUUUGCUAAAACGUGAUUGUUAUUUCAGAAGGAGUUGCCAACGGUCCCUCACAGCGGAGACCCAAGCAUCGACGCCAAGCAAGCAUCCGGUUGGGAGCCACACCACGAGGACAUGCGAGGAAUCUUUGUAGCGCGCGGCCCGGCGUUCCGUGAGAACGAGCGCUUCGGGCCGAUCGAGAUGGUCGACGUCUACCAAAUGCUGCUCAACAUCCUCAGCAUCGAACCGGCUCAUCCACACAACGGAACGUGGGCCAACGUAGAGAACAUGCUGAGCGAGGGAUGGGAGAACCGUGGUCCAGUCGACAACUCGUCUUUUCGGCUGUCCUUCGCACUUCUCUUGUGUACAUCUCUUGUUUUGCUCUUCUUCUUCUAG